AAAAGGAAAAGGAGAAGCUGAUGGCAGAACGACAAUCGAACGCUCAAGAGCGUCGCAUCCAUGAGCUCGAUCAGAAUGUUGAGCGUUACUUUGAAGUGCGCAAGCGCUUGGGCAAGGGCGCCUACGGCAUCGUAUGGAAAGCAACGGACAAACGCAAAAAGGAAACCGUUGCACUCAAAAAAAUCUACGAUGCGUUUCGUGAUGAAACCGAUGCACAACGCACCUAUCGAGAGGUUGUCUUUCUGCGCGCCUUUCGCCAUCAUCCCAAUAUUAUUCGCAUGCUGGACAUAUUCAAGGCUGCCAACAAUUUGGACUUUUAUUUGGUAUUCGAAUUCAUGGACAGCGAUCUUCACAAUGUUAUUAAAAAGGGAGACGUACUCAAGGACAUUCACAAGCGAUUUGUCAUGUAUCAGUUGAUCAAUGCCAUCAAAUACAUGCACUCCGGAAAUGUCAUACACCGAGAUCUUAAGCCGAGCAACAUUCUGAUUGACAGCAAGUGCAGACUCAAAGUAGCCGACUUUGGCCUUGCGCGCACACUGUGUCCAAAGCGACGCAACAAUUUGGACUUCGACUGCAAGGAGGAGCUGGAGAAUGAGGCCAUGCUCACAGAUUAUGUGGCGACACGUUGGUAUCGUGCACCCGAAAUUCUCGUCGCCAGUCGCAAAUAUACAAAGGGUAUUGAUAUGUGGAGUCUCGGCUGCAUAUUGGGCGAAAUGAUACGACAGAAGCCGCUCUUUCAGGGCACCAGCACAAUCAAUCAGAUUGAGAAGAUUGUCAAUGCGCUACCGGAAGUGACAGAUCGAGAUAUCGAAUCGAUUGGAGCCAGCUUCGGUUCGGUGCUGCUCAGCAAGAAGAUUGUGCGAGAUCGUCGUCACUCGCUCGAUGAGAUGCUGGGCUGUUGUUGUCAUGAUGCCAUAUCGCUGGUCAAGUCACUGCUGGUGCUGGAUCCGGAUGGACGACUGACCGCCAAGGAGGCAAUUGCACACUCCUAUGUGCAUCGCUUUCGCACCGCCUCGGCAACUAUGGAAUUGAACACGGAUAUCAAGCCGCCGCUCGACGACGAUGUGCGCUACUCUGUUAACGAUUAUCGUUCCACAUUGUACGACAUGAUUUCACCCGAAAUGCGCUCCAGUGCCCGCCAUAGUAACUCCACGACGAUGACGCCCUCUAGUGGAUCGGAGGUGACGCAGAGAAUCACCACACGUUGCCUCAGAUCCGUAUCGAAAUCCAAACAAUCCUCAAGCCAUGUGAUGACGACUAAGACCUUUCCCGAUUACACCAAGGUCUGGGUGGAGCAGCAGCGCAAGCAUCAGCAACUGCAGCAGCAACAGCAUGAGCAACUGCAACAGCAACAACAUCAGCAACUGCAACAACUGCAGCAACAGCAACAUCGUAGCAAACGCUUCUAUCCUGAGCACAAUCAACAGCCAAGGGGAAGCACCGGUUUCGCUGUGGAACCAAAACCGGUGGCAUUGCGUCGGGAACUUGCUGCCGUGGCUGCAACGGCGCCGCGUACUGCCAACGGGGGAUUGUGGCAGACGCCAGUUGUGGCACAGACACAAGCACAGAUCCAUUCGCAGUUGCAGCCACAGCCACAGCCGGCGCUGCAUUUAUGGACAGAGCCGGUGCCAGUGCCCGGACCACUGCCCAUACCCGUGCCCGCUCCGGAGCCGGAAUCGAUGAUGUCAGCGUCGCAGCUGCGUGCUCGAGUCCGUAGGCUGCGCAAGGAUUGCAAAGAGAAGCGACAAUCCAAGCAGAAGGAGUCGGCAGAUGAGCAGCAGGCCAAGCAAGCACAGACACAGUCCCAGACACAGUCACAGACACAAGACCCGGAUCUGACACAGACCCAGAUGCAGGAGCUGGCUCAUAGUCAAGCGGUCAAGAUGGCCAGGGCAGAGUUGAAGGUGCAGCGGGAACGCAUACGCAAGGAGCAGACCGUCGACCUGGCGAUCACAUUGGAGCGACUGCAGCUGGAGCAUGAGGAGCUGCAGAAGAAGAACAAAAUCAUUGAGGCGGAGGCAAUGAAGCAACAACAUCCUCGCGAGAUGCAAUCGCAACAACAACCAAUUAAAGUGAAAGCGGAUGACUUUUACACGGCGAAGGGAACGGUGCGGGAGGCGAGACCCGCUGAUUUCAAGCGCCUGAAGUCGGAGGCAACGUUGAAGCAGGAGAUUGAACAGAACUUGGGUGGUCACAUGACCGCAUCUGCCGCCUUUGUCUGCUACAAGUCACGCCUGAGCCGGCUGGAGGAGGAGAUGGCCAAGUGCAAGCGACAGCUCUUCCACUACGUUCAGGACAAUGAGCAGUUGCUCCACAAGCGGAGUGUGCGUCAUCAUGUCGAGCAAUUGCUGCAAUCAUCGCCAAGUCCGCCGGCCACGGCCAGCUCGAGGCAAACCGACUCUGGCGUGGAGGUGGAACUGCAGGCGACGCUCCAGCGUGACCAGCAGCAACUGAAUCUGGGACAUCUCAAGCUGGAGCGGGACAAGCAGAAGCAGCUGCAGCUGCGCGAAUUUCUCGCACGUGACGAGAGCAAUGCCAACGCCUAUGAGCUGCCCAAUCUCAGCAAUGUCUACAAGGUCAGCAGCUGUCAUGCCCAACUGCUGCCUCAAUCCCAGUCCUACUCCCAGUAUCAGUCUCAGAUCCACUCCCAGUCCCAGUCUCAGUCCCUGUCCCAGUCUCAAGGCUCAUCACAGUCACUUCACAGCGCCAACAACUAUGUGCCACAGAAGACACGCCACAAGCAAAUCUUCUCCAACUACUUCCCUCCGGAAGAAGAGAUGCCGUGUCCUUGGAAUGAACCGAAACAAUCAACGCCCUAUCAUGAUCGCAUUUGUAUUCAGGAGGCCAACUUCUAUCAGGAUUACGAUCUGGCAAACUUUGAGGAUCAGCAUCUUACUCGCAAGUAGCCUGACAGCAAAAGAUCUUCCUUAAAAAAAAGGAAAGAUCCAAAAAAAAAAAUAUAUAUUACUCAACAUGGCUUCAAAACAAAACCAAAUCAAAUCACCUUGCGAUACAUACAAAUACUAUAUGUACAUACAUACAUAGUAUAUAUAAUGUGCCAUAGUUUCGAAUAGAGUUAAAACUUUUAAUUAGUUA
Drosophila innubila is the source of this 3096-nucleotide messenger RNA. It is a transcript of the gene Erk7, whose product is annotated as extracellular signal-regulated kinase 7. NCBI's taxonomy places the organism in Eukaryota, Metazoa, Arthropoda, Insecta, Diptera, Drosophilidae. Bases 21 to 2906 code for a protein of 961 amino acids. The record is from RefSeq and is a predicted model, not a curated record. Gene Ontology annotation, molecular function: MAP kinase activity; ATP binding. Gene Ontology annotation, cellular component: cytoplasm; nucleus. The transcript is spliced from 7 exons. Gene Ontology annotation, biological process: intracellular signal transduction; protein phosphorylation.